Antrostomus carolinensis (chuck-will's-widow) is the source of this 2912-nucleotide messenger RNA. It is a transcript of the gene RPAP1, whose product is annotated as RNA polymerase II associated protein 1. The transcript has 13 exons. Gene Ontology annotation, biological process: transcription by RNA polymerase II. The record is from RefSeq and is a predicted model, not a curated record. The annotation marks the transcript as partial. Lineage: Eukaryota; Metazoa; Chordata; Aves; Caprimulgiformes; Caprimulgidae.
CUUUUGAAGACACGGAUCCAGCACCGGCUGAGGUACAUCCUGGAGGUGGUACGACCUGUUCCAACAGUAGUCCUGGAUAUACUGCACAUCCUCACCCACAUAGCAAGGCACUCCUCUGAAGCAUGCAGCCAGCUGCUUGACUGUCCUCGGUUGAUCGAGACCAUUGUCAGGGAAUUUCUCCCUACUCAGUGGGAUCCCCAAGUGGCUGAACCAGGGUGUUUACUCACCAGCCUCCAUGGAGUUCCUUGCUCCACUGCUAUGAAGUUCAUCAGAGUGUUGGCAUCUGGAGGUCGAAAUGCAACAGCCAGGCUGCUUAACAAAUUUGAAAUGAAAAGUCGGUUAAGUCGAUUUAUAGCUGAAGACCCGCUGGAUCUGCUCCUGCCAAGGGAAGAAGCCAUCAGGCUAAGCACCGAAGCCUUCCGGCUGUGGGCUGUGGCUGCUGGCUAUGGUCAGGCCUGUGAUCUCUACAGAGAUCUCUACCCUGUGCUGGUGAGGAUACUGCAGUCCCUACCUGAAUUGCUCAGCACUUGUUGUGGGAAGAGCCCUAUGACUGAGUUGUCUGUCCAGCGAGCUACAGCAGUAGUUACUCUGCUGAUACACGUGACGCAAACAGCAGGCUACACAGCAGAGCUGCAGGCCAAGCUAAGCAGUAAUAGCUCAGAAGACACUGAACAGGUUCCACCUCCUCCAGUAGCGUGGAAUCAAGUGUCAGGCUUACAACCCUUCAUUGAGACCAGUCUGAAGAAAUUCCUCCAGGAGAUAUCCCAGACAGAAACUUGGCAAACUCUGCAGCCUCUGACCACAACUUAUGUGAUCUACCUGGGAGUUUAUUACAGUGCUUGCAGCCAACAGCCAUCAGUCAAUCCAAUUGACUGCUUAGAGGAACUGGAACGUUUGACAUCUGAGGUGCUGCAACCCCUUCUCAGCCAGCCAGCCAUACACAGCAUGUGGGACCUGCUCAGGCCAUGUUCUGCUUUGUGCAACCCUCUGUCCUGUUCCCCAGCACCAGAAUUGGUCUUCAGCAUUGCGUCUCUGAGUUGCGUGGGAGGCAAACCUCCUUUGAGUCUCGUUGGCUCCAAGUCACCUUUCCCCUUCCUCACUGCCCUCCUGUUUCUCAUCAAUAACAUCACUGACAUUCACAAAGGCCUGACCAGCAAGUACAGCUCUGUGCUGGGCUUCAGAGGCUUGAGGGAUUAUCUGCAUCAAAGCUGGCAGACCGGACCUCCCUCUGUAACUCCCUCAUCUGCGUGGAUCCUGCGCCAUGAAUAUCACCUGCAGUACUUUGUGUUAGCGUUGGCUCGGAGAAUGGCAGGCACUUGUCCGGAUUACACCCAGCAUGCCUCACUCCAUCACUGUGUUGCCAUGGCAUUGCUGAGCCGUCUGUUGCCAGGGAGUGAGCAUCUGGCUUACCAAGUCCUACUGGAUCUUGCCUUUAAUCCCGAGUUUCUUCCUGAAGGGAAAGCUGGAGGGCCAGAAGCAGCUGACUUCUCCGAUAUCCUGCAUCUGGGUUCCAGUGCCAAACUGGCACAGCCUGGCUCUGCGGCAGCAUUUUUUUCAAAGGCUACUCGUGGUGCUCUGCUGAGAGAAUCCUACCAGAAUCUGCCUUUCAUCCGCUCCUGCUACCUUUCUCAUUUUGUCCACUUGCAGCCUACCCUUAUGCGUUCCGAAGCAUCCUACCAAGGACGGAAUUACCUCAUCCAAUCAAUGCUGCUUCCUGAGGUCAGAGGGCCCAUCCUGCCUUCAGACUGGCCAUUCUUUCCACUUAUCAGCCUCUACAACAAAGUGACUAAUGCAGAGACACGUGGGGCUGUACUGAACUCUCUCCCACUUGAUCUCGUCAACACUGUGACCUGGAACCUACAGUGGGUCUUGUUGCUGGAAAGCUGGCGUGCUAAAACCCUUCAGAGCAUCCCUACUGCUGCCAAACUUGCACGGCUGAUGUGUGUCUUCCUCACAGGUGGUGACCUCUUUCUAGAAGCACCAAUCCACCGCUACACAGCUGCCCUUCUCUCUGUGUAUUGCCAACCCAAGGCAUUGGACUCCCUAAACUUGGAUGCUCCUCUCCCUGGUUUGGCAUCCUUCCACGAUCUCUAUAUAAGUCUCCUGGAACAGUUUGAAGGUGUCUCCUUUGGAGAUCCACUCUUUGGAGUCUUUGUUCUUCUACCUCUACAGAAGCGUUUCAGCGUUCAUUUGCGUCUCGCUGUUUUUGGGGAGCACACGAGUAUCCUGCGGGCACUGGGAGUGCCGCUCCAGCAGUUCCCUGUGCCUCUCGAGCGAUACACUUCCCCUCCUGAGGACAACCUGAACCUCCUGCGUCUCUACUUCCGAAGCCUGGUCACUGGGGCACUGCGCCAUACCUGGUGUCCUGUGCUGUACGUGGUGGCUCUGGCUCAUGUCAACAGCUUUAUUUUCUCCCAGGACAGCACGACACAGGAGACUGAUGCUGCUCGGAAAAGUAUGCUGCGGAAGACGUGGCUGUUGGUGGAUGAGACCUUGAAAAAGCACCUACUCUACUACAGACUGCUGAACACAGAGAGCCCUUUGGGAUUUGACCUCUAUGACCAGCUCCCUCCCAUGCGACUGAAGUACCUGCAGAUGGUGACACAGAAAGAAAAUAAGGAGAAUGCACCAGCACUAGUCUCAUAGCAAAACACUAGUGCAGGAAGAGGGCCAAGAGGAAGAAUGGAAGAGCUCAGUUUCUGCUUCACUGAUGAAACUAUGUGCGCUUCAGAUAGUUUCAGUGUCUUACUUGGACACUCUUCUCAUCUUCACAAAGUGAAGCACUAGUAAAAUGCUACCAGCUCUGUAGAACAAUACACAUUUUCUCAAGAUAUGGCAAUAUGUGUGUGUGGCCUCUCCACGAAGAAUGCUGGAGCAUAUUCCUUCAUUCUCUUUCAGGUUGUUCUGCUUCU